Molecule: messenger RNA, 1022 nt
Organism: Raphanus sativus (radish)
Lineage: Eukaryota; Viridiplantae; Streptophyta; Magnoliopsida; Brassicales; Brassicaceae
Product: NEDD8-specific protease 1
Exons: 2
Coding region: 172-855 (227 amino acids)
Biological process (GO): proteolysis
Molecular function (GO): deNEDDylase activity; cysteine-type peptidase activity
Source: RefSeq, a predicted model, not a curated record
UUUCCCAUUUUAUACACCAAAUGAACUUUCCCUUUUUCCUUUUUCUUUGAUUCAGAAUCUGUUCUUUAGAUUACAGUUCUUCAAGAACUGAAUUGGUGGAAAGCUAAAACUGAUCUUCUUCGGCAGCAAACGCGUAUAGAUAUAGAGUAUCAAGACAACUCCAGUGUCGGCAUGGCAAACACUUGGGGUGACGACAAGAUCCUCAGCUACAACGAUGUCGUCCUCAGGAGAUCAGAUCUAGACAUCCUUAACGGACCCAAUUUUCUAAACGACCGUAUCAUCGAGUUCUACCUAAGCUACUUAUCCACACUUCACACUUCCCCUACCAUCUCGCUAAUCCCUCCCUCCAUCGCCUUCUGGAUCUCAAACUGUCCCGACCCUGAAUCACUCAAAGACUUCAUGAAACCCCUUAGGUUACUCGACAGCGAGCUCGUGAUAUUGCCUGUAAACGACAACCUCAAUGUCGAGCUAGCAGAAGGCGGGUUACACUGGAGCUUACUCGUGUACUACAAAGAAGCCAACUCGUUUUUCCAUCACGAUAGCUUUAUGGGAUCGAAUCGAUGGAAUGCGAGACAGCUCUACAGGGCGGUUUCUCCAUUUGUGUCUGAUGGAGAUGCUGCGUAUAGAGAAUGCAGUGAUUCACCGCAGCAGAAGAAUGGGUACGACUGUGGUGUGUACCUUCUUGCAAACGCUCAGGUUAUAUGCAAAUGGUUUAGCUCUGGUGGAGUGAAGAACCGGGAUGAGCUGUGGUUAGGUGAUGUGAAGGAGACUGUACCGGAUGUGGCUAACCAUUUGCGAGAAGAGAUAUUGGGGUUGAUCAAAAGGUUGAUGUCUGAGAAGAGUGUGAGUAAAUGAGAGAUGCUUGUUGGAGACUUUUUUGUAACUUUUUACCGGAUCUAAUAUAUUUGAUAUUUUCACCGGUUAUUGUUGUACUUUUAAGUUUAACCUUAAACCGAUAACGAGUGCUUUGUGUAUGUGAUCAAUUGGUAAAUAAAAUAAAAUAAUCGCCGUAAAAAAAACAA